Messenger RNA from Effrenium voratum, 3623 nucleotides. The record is from the annotation of a GenBank genome assembly. Lineage: Eukaryota; Dinophyceae; Suessiales; Symbiodiniaceae.
UGUCUCUACAUGAUGUUUUCUACAUCCGUGUUUGUAGUUGGGAGAUGAUGUUGUGGUUUUGUGGCCCAUUUGCAAUGUGUGUGUGUGUCUUGGCUUCGGCAUUUUGUGUUUUUGCAUGACCCUAUGAUGCUGGAGAAUGCCCAGGCUGAGUGGUGCCCGGCGUGAAGUUCUUGCCAAGAUCCCUUCAAGCCCCAAAAUCCUUGGGGCCACCAAGGAUCUCUUGAAGUCCCUGGGUCGCUGGGUCCCUGAAGUCCUCGGAGUCCCUAGGGUCCCUAGGGUAGGGUUUGCAGGGUUGCUAGGGUCCCUAAGGUCUCUAAGGUCCCUAAAUUCCCUAAGGUCCCUAAGGUCCCCAAGGUCCCUGAACCCGCCGUGCGUUGACAGGGACGAGCGCACUCUGGGGCCUUGGCGAGGCGUCUGAUGCACAUGUGUGCAGGGACCCCAGGGACUCUAGGGACCCUAGGGACCUUAGGAGGGACCCAGGGACCCCAGAGGCCCCAGUGAUUGCAGGGACCAGGGACCCCAGAAACCCCCGCCCUUCAGCCCCUGGCGGCCCGGUGCCGAUUUCGGCUGCUUGUUUUGCAGGCAGGCCAGUUUGGUAUCUCGCUUGGACUUUGAUGCAGCGGCAGGAUGUGGGUCAGCCAGUCUGAAGGAUGGACGCUGCGAAGCCUUGCAAGGCUUGGCCCGACCGACCUUCAGGCCGCGAGUGAAAAGGAGGAGGAGCAUCCAACCCGUGCGUUGGUGUUGCCAAAGAAGCCAGUCAAUCUUGUGUUUGCUCUGGAAACUUGGCUCGAGGGUACUCAUCAACACUGACACAACAACAGCUCGCAAGGUUGCCCGAUGGGUCUAGCGCCAGUGCUUGAGGAAUCGCAGGCCGCUCAAGCGCUUUUCGAAUAGCCAUGGCGAUGAUGCGGACCAGGACCAAAAGCCGAGGUAUGUGCCUCUGCCUUCUCGGGAUUGCAUUGGCGCUGCUCGUGCAGCCGAGCACGGACUUUGCUCGAGGAGUUCCUGGGCUGAAGGACAGCAUAUUGGCAAAACGGCACCCGUUGCAUGCCGGAGUCGCUCGGCGCGCCGGGGCUGCGCAAGAGGACAACAGUGGCCAGGACCGGCUCGAUCUCGAGGAGGUGGUCGCAGAAGCCAAACGGGUUGUGGACAACGGCACGCUGAAAGACAUGCAAGUGGUCAUGCGAAGAGUGCAGCUGGUAGAUCCAGCAGGGAAGUGGAAGGUUUGGGUUAAUGAGCCCGAAUUGGAGAAGCAGCUACGGAAGUUUGUGGCAGAGGCCAAAGCAGCCAAAACGGCAUUGGAGGAGGACCUGCUCCUGGCGCGACAGCAGCGGAAGACGGGCCAGCGGCAGGUUGAGAGCGCCCAGCGGCAGGUUGAAAGCGCUCAGCGGCAGGUUGAGAGCGCCCAGCGGCAGGUUGAGAGCGCCCAGCGGCAGGUUGAGAGCGCCCAGCGGCAGGUUGAGAGCGCCCAGGAGCAGGAAGCGAUGGCGGUGAGGCGUCUCGCUCGAGCUGCCACCGUCUUGGAGACGGCGGAGGACUCGGGCAAUGCGACAAAGGUGCAGGAGGCGAAGAAGGAGGUCCAGGAGGCGAAGAAGGAGGUCCAGGAGGCGAAGAAGGAGGUCCAGGAGGCGAAGAAGGAGGUCCAGGAGGCGGAGAGGAAGGUCCAGGAAGCGAAGAAGGAGGAGGCGAAGGCAAGCGGCCGGACGAAGGAGUCCGAGGUCAGACUGUGCGGGCUGUUGUUUAGCUUCAGCUUUGCAGCUGAGCUGCAAUCUGGGAAUGGAUACCAGGCGUCCGCCUCGAGUAGCCUCAAGUGGGUCGUGGACGCCAAGGACACGGCAUUUGCCAACGAGCUGCGCAUGGCUCAGCCGCUGACGGCUCUGGACUGCGCUGAUGAGAAUUUCACCGACGUAGAGUCCGCAGAAGAUGCCGGUAUCGAGAUCUUCCCGUUGAACGCCAGCUUGGAUCCGAAAGAAGCCAAGCCAUGGCUCUUCGUUCGAAAGCAGCAACGAGAGGUCUGGCAGGCGGCCUUCAAUGCGUCGCAGGAUGUGGUGGUGACCGGCUCGCCCGGCAUCGGCAAAUCCUUCUCCAUGUCCUUCUUGUUCCGCGACCUCAUGAAAGCAAAGAAGACCUUUGUCUUCGAAGCACGCAGGUGGAACAUGGUGUACUUGUUCAAGCCGCGCACCGACGGCACCUACGAGGUCGGCAGCAUGCAACUGGAAGACUGGAAACCGGCAGCGUGUGACGAGCUGAGAGUCCCUGCGAACUACUAUGUCAUCGACCCCGGCGAGGCUGAAAAGGGAGGCGUCUGCUUCGUAGCGGCCAAGACUGUCAUUUGCCCGUCACCGGAUCCGCAGCACCUUGGAGAGUUCAAGAAGCUCCCCAAAUGCAAACUGUACAUGGCAGCUUGCUCCUUGCAGGAGGCCCAGUGCAUAGUCAAGUACCUCCGCCCCAACUUCGACCAGAACCAGGUGGAAGAGCUCUACAGGCGAUUUGGUGGUAUUCUUCGACACCUGAUUGGCGACCCUAAGGAGGUGGAGAUGGCUCGCAAUGCAACCCUGUCGAACCAGAACUUGGUCAGGCAAGUUUGGACAUCGGGCAUCAUUGAUCAGGGACGUGAUUUGAAGCCUGCGCACUGGCUCUUCCAGAUAGUGCCGGAAAACGGUUGCACCAGCAGCAGGGGUGAGUUUGUUAGCGAAGAGGCACUCGACCUCACCAUUCACGAGUAUGAGGCGGAGCUGGCUGACCUUUUGACAUCGUUUGAUCCGCUUGCAAAGCCCGUCCUCGGAGUUCUCUACGAACGCUUCGCCCACCAAGUGCUCUGCCGGGGGACGUUGCUGCUGACGCGGCUGGCCAACGUCACCGUUCCCAUGUUCGAGAUGCGGCUUCCACCACUCGAUGAAGAGGUGGUGGACGGCAGCAUCGCCGAUCUUUUCACAGCUGCCACCACUGGGCAGCUACGAUACAUGCGGCCCAGAGAUGUGGGCCUGCCGGUCAUUGAUUCAUGCCUGGCUCCUGUUGAGGACGGCGUGAUGACAUGCUUCCAGAUCACCGUCAGCGCAAAACACUCCCUGGAUCUUGUCGCCUUGGAGAAUGCUGCACGGGGUCUUGACAUCGCCAAGAUUGUUAUUUACUGGGUCGUUCCCAGAGACAGCCUUCGAGAGUUCAACCGCAAGCAGACGUUCGGGCCUCAACUUGUAUUCGAGCAGCGCGUCCUUUCGCUCGCUGCUCCCCGCAAUCCCUUUACCGAGCAGGAGAUGCAAGAACGGUUGCAGAAGGCUGAGCUCUCUAAGCUUACCACAGGAGACGAGCAGCUCCUCAAGCAAGAGAUUGAUGACCAGAAGCUCCGGUACUUGGUUAUGAAAUCUUUCGAAGAACAAGAUGUCAAGGACAUAAUGAAUAAGGUGUUAAAAGAAGGGAAAAGAGCGAAAAACCAGGAUCCCGUGGCUCUGCGCGCAGCACGAGCUUGGGAUAAGAUUGUUGCCUGUAUGGCUUGGACGAAAAAGAGAGGCGAGUGCAAGCUUGCAGCGUAGGUGCCAGCCUAAUCUGCAGUGUCGAUCACGUUGCCAGGCCUGAUCAGCCCGGGCGUGCACUUUUGCUUGGCCGGAUUUUGCGUUACUCGACGA